UCGCCGGAAUUUCGCUUUCGUUGAUCGUCGGAAUUUUGCAAUUCUUUUUACCUCUCGGGAUCGAGCUGCCGAAAGAGGGAUAGAGAAUUAAAUUUCUUUUUUUUUUUCCAAAAUUUUAUUUCAAAUGAUUCUGUAAUUAUGUUUUUGUAGAAGAAAACAGAGAAAAAAAAUAUAAAAAAAUAAUUCUAUCUCGUGCGGCGAGUAAUGGCUUGCAAUGCAGGAAAAACAUGAUUAGAUCCCCUGCUCUAUCUUCUUCUUUUAAUAUUGAAUUGCUUGUUGCUUUCAAUCCGGGUGUCAUUUCAUGAAACAGUUCGCGGGAUUUUCAAGAGAUUUGGCUCAAAAGAAUGCUUUCCGAGAUAGGGGGAUUAAGUCGGGCGGAAUUGCGACUAGCGACUGUCGGACUUUUAGUUUUCAGUUCUUCAGAUUUGUGGUGUUGAAGCCAAAGGAUGCCAUUUGAGAUCAUGGAUCAAAGGAAUGCAGUGGCAUCAUCCCACUUUUUAGAAGACACUCGUUUCCCUGCUGAGAGAUAAGUUGGAUUUUGGAAACCGAAUACCAUGUCUGAUUAUCAAGACAAGGUCGUUAAUUCAUCCCCAUUGGAAAAACUGUCUACCGAGCAUAUGGAACUCCCCCCAUCAAAUUUGGCAAGAGAUCAAGAAGAUAGGGUAACCAUUGGUUGGAAGGGAAUUACCAAGCUGUCUAAGGCGCAUUCAUGGAAUUCUGUGAAUCACGAUCCAAAAUCAAUGUCAAAUUUGUUUACACAACCAGCAGUGAACUUGAAUAGAAACAGCACGAAUGGCAAUGUGAUCCAGCAUGAAAGUAGUCUGUUUUCAAGUUCAUUCUCUGAAAUAUUUAAGAGAAAUUUGAGAUUAUUGGGGAAUGAUCUACCUUGUCAACAUGCCGGUUCAGCUGCUUCACACCAUGAGGAAGAACCUUUCAAACAUAUAGAAGAAGUUGAGGCACAGACUAUUGGGAAUCUCCUUCCUGAUGAGGAUGAUCUCUUCUCUGGGGUGAUUGAUGAGUUGGGACUUAAAACCCAUGCCAGUAAAGGAGAUGAAUUAGAAGACUUUGAUCUAUUCAGCAGUGGUGGAGGAAUGGAGUUAGAAGGGGAUGAUAGUGUAUCCAUGGUUCCAAGGAAUUCAGAUCUUGUUAGUGUAUUGAAUAGUCAAGGGAGUUCAAAUGGCUUAAUUGUAGGUGAACAUCCAUACGGUGAACAUCCUUCUAGGACACUUUUCUUUAGGAACAUUAAUAGCAAUAUCGAAGACUCGGAGUUAAAGGCUCUCUUUGAGCAAUAUGGAGAUAUUCGAACUCUCUAUGCUGCCUGCAAGCAUCGUGGGUUUGUUAUGGUUUCUUAUUAUGAUAUAAGGGCAGCCCAAAAUGCAAUGAGGGCUCUGCAAAAUAAAUCACUAAAGCGUAGGAAACUUGAUAUACAUUAUUCAAUUCUAAAGGAAAAUCAAUAUGAAAAAGAUGUUAACCAAGGGUCGCUGGUGGUUUUCAACCUUGAUUCUUCUGUUUCAACUGAUGAACUUCAACAAAUAUUUUGUGCUUUUGGAGAAAUAAAAGAAAUUCGUGAAAUUCCACAUAAGCAUGACCAUAAAUUCAUAGAGUUUUAUGAUGUUAGAGCUGCUGAAGCUGCUUUUCAUGCUCUGAAUAGGAGUGAUAUUGCCGGAAAGCAGAUCAAACUUGAACCAAGCCAUCCAUGGGGAGUUAGACGCUUUAUGCAACAGCCCGAGUCAGAGCAAGAUGAACCUAACCUAUGCAAAAGCACUUUUGAUGAGUUAUUAUCAGGCAACGUUUCUCGAGGAAUAACUGCAUCUGGCUGCAUGGAUAAUGGGUCUACCCAGGUAGUUGUACCUGUGAGUAAAUUUGUUGAACCCCCUCGAAGUUCGAGUGUUCCAAUUAACUUGGCCUCUCCAGCAAUAGCGGCACCUAUAGGAAAACAAAUCAGCUUUCUGGAGCCUGACCACUCUCUAGAUGAAGUGAAGUUUGCUAACCAAGGUGUACCAAGUUUCCAUCCCCAUUCCUUACCCGAGUGUCAUUAUAGCUUAGUCAAUGGUAUUUCAUUCAACUCCUAUAGCACCAUAACAGACAUGGCUAGCAGUGCCAGUCCCAUGAUGACCGAAGGACUUGAUAAUAGGCACAUUCGGGGACCACGGUCAAAUGGCCACCUCAUGCAACCCAAUGCAGGAGUUAUUGGGUCACCUGGAAAUGGAAGCUUGCCACUUAAUGGGAAUCAUUACUCGUGGAACAGCUCCAACUUGCGCCAGCAAGAUCUGCCAAGUUCUAUGGUUUGGCCAAAUUCGCCAUCAUUUGUCAAUAGCAUUCAUGCUAACUGCCUUCAACAUAUCCCUGCAUAUCCUAGGACUCCUGUAAUGUUGAAUGUAGAGUCACCUGUCCACCACCACAUUGGCUCUGCGCCUCCAGUUAAUUCUGCAUUCUGGGACAGGCGGCAUCCCUAUACCGAGGAGUCUCCUGAAACUUCAGGUUUUCACCUGGGAUCUCUUGGAAGCAUGGGCUUUACCAGUAAUUCGCUAUCGCAUACCUUGGAAUUUGCUUCCCACAACAUUUUUUCUCAUGCUGGUGGAAAUUGUAUGGAUUUGACGAAAAAUGGUGGGGUACACUCUUCUCAGCAGAUAGGAAACCUAUUCAAUGGCAGGAAUCCUAUGAUUUCAAUGCCAGCAUCUGUUGAUUCCCCUAAUGAUCAUGUUAGAAGCCUUUCGCACCGUCGAAAUGACUCAAAUUCUAGCAACACUGAUAAGAAACAAUAUGAACUUGAUAUUGACCGGAUCAUACGCGAGGAAGACAGCAGAACAACACUUAUGAUUAAAAACAUACCCAACAAAUAUACCUCAAAGAUGCUUCUGGCAGCCAUUGAUGAGCACUGUCGAGGAACUUACGAUUUUAUUUAUUUGCCAAUUGACUUCAAGAAUAAAUGCAAUGUAGGGUAUGCUUUCAUCAACAUGAUUGAUCCAAAACAGAUCAUUCCCUUCUAUAAGGCAUUCAAUGGCAAGAAAUGGGAGAAGUUCAACAGUGAAAAGGUUGCAUCUAUUGCUUAUGCUAGGAUCCAGGGAAAGGCUGCUCUUAUUACUCAUUUUCAGAAUUCAAGCUUGAUGAAUGAAGAUAAACAUUGCCGCCCUAUUCUCUUUCAUACUAAUGGCCCGAAUGCUGGUGAUCAGGAGCCCUUUCCUAUGGGUAUCAAUAUUCGACCAAGACCAAGGAGACCUCGAACCAUUGGUAACGACAAGAACCACCGGCAUGGUAGUUCUUCAACUUUAUCUAACAUGGAGGAGUUUUCCAAUGGGGUCGACUCAUUGACGGGUUCUUCCAAAGACUCUGAUUGAACAGUGUGCUUAUCCAUCUCUAACUUCCCAAGUUCCAAGUAUCUGAACCUUUUUUUUCAGUAGAAACUACUGUAUUUUGAUGGUGGCCCGAUGACUCUUUUUUUGACAUAGAGAAUCAGUUCCGGGAACCAAGAUGUAUAAUCGAUACUAAAUGUAACACCCCUAACCCAUACCCGACCCGGAUAUGAGUCAGAGAUACUACAUUGACUUUAAAACACAA
Messenger RNA from Hibiscus syriacus, 3558 nucleotides. RefSeq names its product protein MEI2-like 1. The transcript has 15 exons. The record is from RefSeq and is a predicted model, not a curated record. Lineage: Eukaryota; Viridiplantae; Streptophyta; Magnoliopsida; Malvales; Malvaceae. Gene Ontology annotation, molecular function: RNA binding. The coding region runs from base 555 to 3338 and encodes 927 amino acids.